AUGGCUACAGUGGAUGGUUCUGGUUACGAAGCACGACGUUUCCAGCGUGAGAAGAAGAACACUCAGCUGAACUAUAUGUACGCCACGCUGGGCAUGGAGCCGGACGACAGCAGCGACGACGACUUCGUUUGUGAUGAAGACGAGGACACAGGAGAGGAGGAUGACGACGUUUUGGAAGAAUAA
Phytophthora nicotianae INRA-310 is the source of this 183-nucleotide messenger RNA. RefSeq lists its product as hypothetical. The record is from RefSeq and is a predicted model, not a curated record. Bases 1 to 183 code for a protein of 60 amino acids. The transcript has 2 exons. NCBI's taxonomy places the organism in Eukaryota, Oomycota, Peronosporomycetes, Peronosporales, Peronosporaceae.